Anguilla anguilla (European eel) is the source of this 4110-nucleotide messenger RNA. It is a transcript of the gene smim22, whose product is annotated as leucine rich repeat containing 2. Lineage: Eukaryota; Metazoa; Chordata; Actinopteri; Anguilliformes; Anguillidae. The coding region runs from base 482 to 1624 and encodes 380 amino acids. Gene Ontology annotation, molecular function: protein binding. The record is from RefSeq and is a predicted model, not a curated record. The transcript has 10 exons.
AGUUAUUUAAACAUGCUGACGGAGUUGACAGUACGUCAACGUCCAGGGCUGAAUUGCAUUAGCAGUAAAUGCUUCAUCUUUAUUUACUUUCAAUUUUUAUGCUCAUGAUGACAGUGUGGGUGCGCAUUUGUGAGUGUGUUUGUGUGUGUGUGUGUGUGCUCUCCAACAUUCACGCCAGUGCCGUGAAUCACAUUCUUUGGUCUCAUGACAGCAUCUUUCAGCGCAAGUGGCGGGAGUCGGUAUUUAAGGGCAGGGCCCUGGCACCGCGCGAGCGGAUUCUGACAGAGCCGUAAACACGUUCUGACAUUGCGGCUCCGGCUCCGGCGGCGACCGCGGGCUGUGUACUUGACUCUGCCCUUCAGGCCACCUGUCGGGCGCACAACGCCGCCUGUUUGGAAAAAAAAAACUUUGCUACUGUGGGCGCCCUUCACGUCUACUGCUGCAACGGCAAGAGGGCCAUUUGCUCUAAUUAGGAGAAGUCAUGAUGAGGGUGACCAAAAGCAUCGACAUCCCGGUUUAUGACCUGUCACUCAUACGGGGUAUCUGGGAGACCAGAGUCAGGAAGCACAAGCAGCGGCAGAAGAAGGAGCAGGAACGACAGGAGAAAAGUGCCCUCACUAAGAUCAACCAGGAAUGGCACUAUCGCCUCACGUGCAAGACGAUGAAGCCUAGCGAGAUCUCAGAGCUCCAACACUACUUGGAGAGAAAGCCCUUGUCUGAUACAAGGAACUACAAUGGGGUCUCGAACCUUCAGCCCUACCGGGAAUCUCUUGAAGCAGAUUCAGACCAGAAAGUUCAAAUCGAAGAACAGAGAUUUAUUUUUGAGCUGGAUGAUGAAUCCUGGACGGAACUCCCUGAUUACGUUGAAGAUAUGACACACCUUAGACAGUGGCACAUAAGAGGGACUAGAAUUCAGAAGAUACCAAAAUACAUAGAGAAUUUUCAAGAGCUCCAGGUGCUGGACGUGCCCAAAAAUGACCUCGAGGAGCUUCCAGUGGAAAUAGGCAAACUGGUUAGCCUGAAGGAGCUGAAUGUAAGUUAUAAUAAGCUGUCAAAUAUUCCUCCGGAACUUGGAGAAUGUGAGAAACUGGAAAGACUGGAAGUAAUUGCAAAUCUUGAUAUCAAGGAAUUGCCAUUUGAGCUCAGCAAUCUGAAGAAACUCACGUAUUUGGAUUUGUCGGCAAACAGACUCUCUUGCAUACCCGUCUGUGUCCUGCGCAUGUCGAGCCUGCAGUGGCUGGACAUCAGUAACAACCUGCUGACUGAUUUACCCCAGGACAUUGACAGGUUAGAAGAAUUGAAGACACUGUUUCUUCAUAAGAAUAAGCUGACGUACUUGCCCAUGGAGCUGACGAAUAUAUCUACUCUUCAGAUGCUCGUUGUCAGUGGUGACCUACUGGUCUGUCUUCCAUCAAAGCUUUGCAGUGAUCCAGCCAUUAAAUUCAUUACCCUGUAUGAUAAUCCAAUUGAUGCCGAAGAAGUAGAAAAGGAUGAAACGGAAGAGAGUGAAAAAAGACAGAAUCUCAAGGAUAAGGAGUUCAUGGACACGUACCUUGAAAGCCUUAAGGACAGAGACACUGCUCCAUCGUACACCACUAAAGUAACUCUGAGUUGCCUUCUAUAAUGAGAUGAAGCACUUAUAAGAAGACUGGUGGGAAGAUUGUUUGCUGAAGAUCGCAUGUGAUCGGAUUUGACAUUUAAUCAUUGAUGGUGAUUAGUUUACCAUCUUGUUGCUGCUUUGGAGAUUAUUUGAUUGAAUUGAUCCAUGAUGUCAUUAUAUAUGUACGGUGGUUUGGCUUACAGUAAAUAUUAUGAGAAGAGAUAUCAGAUAAAUCAAAAAUUUCCCGAAAAGUUUCCUUGGCCCUCUCAACAUUUUCUGGAAACGUAUAAACCUGGAAACAAACAAUGAGUUUCAUGAGCAUUGGAAGAACCAAAUUUAAUUUAAUGUACGAUGAAAAUUAAUUACUAAUUCCAACGAGAGUCAAGUCAUUAGUCACUAUUGGCAUUAUGUGAACGUGCUGUAUGUACCCCAGGCUUCUAGCAAUAUCUGUCUCUAAAUUUGACUCACAAUUAAACAAUGUGACAAGUGGUAACUCAGUGAAUUUUAGUGGAAUUAAAGAAAAAAAAGAAGCUAUUUAGCCAAAUCACCACUCGUUGGGUUGUCAUGCUUUGAUGAAAGGUAAUGGAGCAUGACCCUAGAGCUCGUUUAAAAUAUUUUCUGAUACCCGAGACAGUAAAAGCAAUCCCUGGCCAUUUGAGCCUUUCUGGUUUUGGGAGUGCUGCGUUCCCUCUGUUUCCGCUACAUACAAGAUGUCAGACUUAUCCUUAAUUCCAUUUGGAGCUUAGCAGUCCAAUUAAUUAUUUUUGUGAAGACAUACCGUGAUUCCAUCCUUUGCCUUUAUUUGAGGGGCAGAGUACAUAUGUUGAAUAGUACAGGGGUUAGUACUGUAGUUCAGGAAGAACAUGGGAAACGAUCAAUGUUGGGCUGUUUCCUGGCUAACUACACAAUUAACUGUUGGUAUCCAAAUUUACUUUUUUCCGUUGAGGAACAUAGACAAUAAUCAUUGAGUCACACGCUGGUGUGACACCCCUGGGGGGGAGAUGCGGCAGUUCCGGGACUGUUGGUUGCCGCAUGGAGAGAGAGACAGAGAGCACCCCACACAAACACAAAAUCAAAUAAAUGAACACGUCAACUUUCCUCCUCAGGGGUUCUGGGUGAAAAUAAUAAACUAAAACAAUAAACUACAAUAACGAAGUCAAAAGAAAGUAAAACCCAGCGACAGUUUUUCAGCUGCCUGCUGGGAUCAGCUGGCCAACUUUUCAGCCGACUUGUGCACCAACGUACAAAAACUCAAUCUGGCUCUCUCGGUGUGUGCUCCCAGUCCCGGCCCCUGGACUGUGGAGGGGAACAAACCUUUAAGCACCUGCGCUGAUUGGUUAACGCAGCCCAGGUGCGCGUGCUCUCUCCACCAGCCGGCGUGACCGAGACAAAUCAGUUUCCCUGUCGGACCGAAUGUGACACGUUGUAAAUUCCACUGUUCUUCGCUGUCAGGUUAUCACUUAACUUUUAAAAGAAAAACUUUGCUUUGAAAAGAAAAACUUAACCUGUCAACUUUGCGCUAACUGUACAUUAAUGCAACACGGUGUCUUUGCUGAGAACUGUACUAUGCCUGUUAUAUUUUGAAAUUGUGCUUAACAUUCAUUGUUCCAUUGACACCAGCGACCGGAAAGGUCUGUUCAAGGUUUAGCAUAACUACACAUAUGUGUAUUCAAGUCGUGUGUGGUUAAACAUUAUUGUGAUAGGACAAUCCACCAAACAAUUUUGUCAUCAAUGAAGAGUGAUUACUUCGUGUGUGCCACUACAGCUAUGUAGUUUUCAAAUGGAACAUUUGUCUUCAGUGUUUACUAACAAAAAAUAAAACUGUCAGCGUCAUAACAAACAUUUAAUGGCAAGUCCUCUAAUCACUACAGUUGGGGAAAAUAAAAUAGCGCUUGCCUUUAUUUUUAUCUCGAAGUUAACAUUAAUUUUGAUUGACUCUCGGUCUGUGUGUCCACAAAGUUCAGUAGGCACUUGUAGCUGCUUAAGCACAGUUGUUUUCCCCCACAGACAAUUACCAGCUUUCAGAAAUCACAUUUCGUAGGAUUAAAAAAAUACACACGUACCUACUUACAGUAGUUUAAGUUCAAGGGUUCAUUUUAGCAUGAAAUAACUUUUCCUGUGAUCAAAAAUGAGAGAAUUUAGGCAGUAGCAUGGCUUGUUGUCCUCUCUAUUCUUUAGGUUAUUCAAAUUAUCUUGAUUGGAAGACACCUCAAAUGUUCCUCACCAUCAAAAAAGGAAACUUUGCAGGAUCCUUCAAUCAUUACGCCAAUAGGGACUGGUGAAGCAGACUAGAUAUCACUGUUUUGAUGUGACCAAACACUUGUUUGUGUGUGCAAUAGGCAGAUACAGUAUUUGAACUUGGUUUGAAUUUUAGCAUUUUGGAUGGUUGACUGUGUGUUUUACCGAUUGAAUUAAUUUCUUCAUCAUAACUUCUCAACAGAAGUUAACCAUAUGCCAUCAGAAAUUUUGUCUCACCUCAUUCUGAGAAUAAACUUGUAUUUUUCAGCAUA